This is a messenger RNA of Miscanthus lutarioriparius, 519 nucleotides long. NCBI's taxonomy places the organism in Eukaryota, Viridiplantae, Streptophyta, Magnoliopsida, Poales, Poaceae. The record is from the annotation of a GenBank genome assembly.
AUGACGCAGCAGGCCAACCAGUCGACAAUGGUGGCGCUGGUCGCCGGCGUGGCCGUGGCGGCCGUCCUCGCCGGCGUGGCGUCCGCGGAGAAGGCGGGCGGCUUCGUGGUGACGGGUCGCGUGUACUGCGACCCCUGCCGCGCCGGGUUCGAGACCAACGUGUCCAAGAGCGUGGCGGGCGCGACGGUGGAGGUGGUGUGCCGGCACUUCGAGGCGAACAAGGAGACGCUCAAGGCGGAGGCGACGACGGACGACUUCGGGUGGUACAAGCUGGAGAUCGACCAGGACCACCAGGAGGAGAUCUGCGAGGUGGUCCUGAAGAAGAGCCCCGACCCGGCGUGCGCGGAGAUCGAGGAGCUCCGCGACCGCGCCCGCGUCCCGCUCACCUCCAACAACGGCAUCAAGCAGAAGGGCAUCCGCUACGCCAAUCCCAUCGCCUUCUUCCGCAAGGACCCGCUCAAGGAGUGCGGCGCAAUCCUCCAGAAGUACGACCUCAAGGACGCAUCUGACACGCCAUGA